AUGAUUAGACUUGUUCAAGAGUUUGGACGAGCUGGACGAGAUAACAAAAAAGGGGCAUGCACUAUUUUUUACUGCCCUCAAGAUGCAGUCAAUAUAAGCCGUGCUGCUAUUGAUACUGAUGAUAAAUUGCAAGCUUGGCAUCAAGUCAUUGUCUAUUGUCAUAAUAUGGAGACAUGCAGACAGAUACCACUUGCAAGACACUUUGAUCUCUCAGCCCAAAUUUCUUGGCUUGCCAAUCAAAACACACCACCAUGUGCUCUUUGUGAUAAUUGCACCAGAAAUCCAAAGACUAUUGAUAAGCAACAUGUCACUUUGGAUAUUUACUCCAUUUUGAAGAUUUUACAACAAGUGGAACAUCAACAAUGUUUCACUACUCUUUGUAAAUUUGCAGAAGCAGCUCGUGAUUCAGAAUUAGUGGAUUUUGAUCCCAGGCAUACUUAUCCACCUAUGCCAAACAGACACUCUGGAACUGUCAACAUCAAAAUAGCAACACAGCUGCCAAAUACUAAAAAAAGAGCAGUGGACAGAUUACCAUUGGUAAAAAAGACUUGCUUGUUUAACUUUAUGAGGCAAACUGACCUCCAUCAUUCAGAUUGUCCAAUGGAUCUGUGUUAG
Phanerochaete carnosa HHB-10118-sp is the source of this 615-nucleotide messenger RNA. RefSeq lists its product as uncharacterized. Bases 1 to 615 code for a protein of 204 amino acids. The record is from RefSeq and is a predicted model, not a curated record. The transcript is spliced from 3 exons. NCBI's taxonomy places the organism in Eukaryota, Fungi, Basidiomycota, Agaricomycetes, Polyporales, Phanerochaetaceae.